Paramecium sonneborni is the source of this 892-nucleotide messenger RNA. The record is from the annotation of a GenBank genome assembly. NCBI's taxonomy places the organism in Eukaryota, Ciliophora, Oligohymenophorea, Peniculida, Parameciidae.
AUGAUAACUACACCUAAUCUCAUUGACUCUAAAUUUUAUGAGUUAAAAAAUGGCACUCAUUCAAUCAUAUCAGAAUAAGAAGAAUUCAAAUCAAUUUUACUUAAAUUAUGGAUCUAAAUCUCGAAAUCUUUUAAUGAAGACUUUGAAGAAAUCUUAUAACUUGGCAUCAAUUCAGAUAUUUAAGAUAUUAUGAAUGCUAUACUUAUUAUCGAAGAGGCACGAUUAGAACAAAUUAAAGUAUAAAUUUAUUUUAUAUUAUUUAGAGCGAUAGAUUAUAGAUUUAACUACUCGAAAAUGAAAUCAAAGCUAUUAAAUUAUAAAUUAAUACAAACUCUUAAAAUGAUGAAUUAAAAGAAGCUUAAAAAUAAUAUAGAGAAUUAAGUGAACUAGUAAUUUCAUUAAAAUAAUUAAUUGAACAAAAAGAUCGUUCCAUCUUAGAACAAACAUAAAUAAAUAAAAAACUUUAAGAUGAAAUCAAUCUACUAACAUCUAAAAUUAAUAAUUUAUCUUUAACAUUGAUUUAGUCUAAAGAAGAUAAAAUCUAAUAUAUGGAACAAUCAUAAAAAUAAAUUAAAUAAAUGAUGGAUAAAGAUCUAUAAUAAACCAAAAUAAUUUAGAUACUAUAGAUCUAAAAAAUUGAAUUGGAAAACAAUCUCAAAAAGUUUAAUCAAAGAAAUUCUAUUGAAACAUCUAACCAUUAGGUAUCUCAAAUUUAACGAGAAGAGGAUCAAGCAAGAAUUUUGAGUUGUUCACCAAGUACGAUAUCAACAUAUAUUAAGGAACUACUCAUAUUGAUUUUUCUAAAAUUGUUUUAUAAAGUCUCCAAAACAAAAAAGCUGAAAUGGUUUCAGGAUAAUCGCUUUCAUAAAUCCCAUACAGAUUUGGAAAAUGA